Molecule: messenger RNA, 1470 nt
Organism: Miscanthus lutarioriparius
Lineage: Eukaryota; Viridiplantae; Streptophyta; Magnoliopsida; Poales; Poaceae
Source: the annotation of a GenBank genome assembly
AUGGCCUGGAUCUGGAUGGUCCCCGUGGCGGGAGCCGUGCUCCUGUGGGCGACCUCUCUGGGGCGGAUCCUCUCCUACCCUGCGCCGUCCUGUGUGCCCCCGAGCCCGCAGUUCAUGCCCCCUCUCCGCGGCGACAGGAGGAGCCGGAACGUGCUGCUGGUCGUCGCCCACCCCGACGACGAGUCCAUGUUCUUUGCUCCAACCAUUCUUUUCCUCAAGUCAAAAGGUCACAAUAUUCACAUUCUGUGCAUGUCCCGAGGUAAUGCUGAUGGUCUCGGAAAUACUCGUAGAGAAGAAUUGUACCAUGCCUGUGACACCCUUAAGAUUCCACACGAACAAGUUAAAGUCUUGGACCACCCGAAAUUGCAGGAUGGAUUUCAUGAGAAAUGGGACCAUGGGCUAGUAGCAGAACUUACUAUGGAGCAUGUCCAACUAUGGGCCAUUAACAUGAUUGUGACAUUUGAUUCAUAUGGAGUAUCAGGGCACCCAAACCACAAAGAUCUUCAUCACGGCAUAUGCAAGUUUCUCCAUGCAAACAGGCAAGGAAACAUUGAAGCUUGGGAACUAGCAAGCCUGAAUAUUCUUCGCAAGUACAGUGGUCCGGUUGACAUAUGGCUUUCUUCGUUGAUAUCCUUCUCAAGGUCAAAGCAAUCAAUCUAUACUCUAGUUAACAGUAGACCGUCCAAAAGCUAUGAGGCAAUGGCUGCACACAGAAGUCAGUGGGUUUGGUUUAGAAGAUUGUUUGUCAUCUUCUCGAGCUAUACUCCGCUGAUCCCCAAAACCGUGCUUGACCUUAUUGAUAGCCGGCGUAGGGCCUUCCUGUGGACUGGGGGAAGUGAUAAAUGUAAUGGUUCUCAGUGCCUAAUCUCUUGGGACCGAGUCUGCCUCUCCAAGGAUGCUGGUGGUCUUGGUGUCCGCAAUCUGGAAGAUCAGAAUCAUUGCCUCCUCAUGAAAUUGGUCUAUAAACUACUUGGUCCUGAUGAUCUUCCAUGGAAACAAUGGUUUAUGGGAUGUCCUCACUCAUGGCCUCGAGGCCACCCCCAUCCCCGGCUUACAAACCAGGCGCAAGCAGAUUUGGAGCUGCUCCGCUCUUUGUUGGUCACUGUCUCCCUCAACGACUCCCCGGACCGCCGGCUCAUGGACGCCCCGGGGAGCCAUCCUUUCUCGUCCCGUGAAGCCUACCAUGCUCUCCAUGCCGGAGACCCCGUACUCCUUGGCCCGCAACUAAUCUGGGGCUGCAGGUUCCCCGGGAAGCUAAAAUUCUUUGGCUGGCUUGUCCACUUCGAUAGAAUCAACUCUAGGGCAAGUUUGUUUUGGAAAAACAUCCGGCCGCUGGACGAGUGCUUCUGUCCGAGCUGCCCCGGAGUUCUGGAAACAAGUGACCACAUCUUCAUCGUUUGCCCAAAGGCAACCAGCGUCUGGAGCCGACUCAACAUUGCUGUACAAGCUGGCGACCAAACAGCGCCCUGA